CUCAGUUCGCGCCUCCAAAAUCACCCCCUCUGUGGUUUGAGGUUCGAAGCUUUCGAUUCUGUUUUUAACCGCCAUGGUCAGAUGCAUACUUUCCAAAAAUGUCGUCAUUUUCUCAUCCAUUUCUUCUUCGUCAUCGUCAGUUCGUCCUCUCCUCUUGAAGUUUUGUCACUGCUCUAGCUCGUUGAAUAGCUUCUCAUUACUUAGACGCCGUUAUCAUGUAUCCAGAAAUAUACCAGUCCCAGUAUGGUGGGAUUUUGAGAAUUGCCAUCUACCGUCUGAUGUGAAUGUUCACAGAAUUGCUCACUUCUUAACGGAGGCAGUUAGAGGCAAGGGCAUCAUGGGGCCUCUUCAAAUUAAGGCAUUUGGUGACGUUUGUCAGCUCUCGAGGGUCAACCAGGAGGCUCUCGCGUCCACUGGGAUCAAAAUCAUCCACGUUCCUAAAGGUGGAAAGAAUAGUGCUGACAGAUCUCUUCUUAUUGACCUUAUGUUUUGGGUUUCCCAAAAUCCUCCUCCCGCGCAUUUGUUUCUAAUUUCGAGUGAUAAGGAUUUUGCUGAAGUAUUGCAUCGUUUGAGAAUGAGUAAUUACAAUAUCCUAAUUGCUGGUAUGAAGACUUCUUCUCUUCUAUGCAAUGUAGGAACUAUAGUGUGGCACUGGAAUUCAUUACUUAGAGGAAAAAAUCUUGAUGGAAAACAUUUCAAUCAUCCUCCUGACGGUUUGUAUGGUGGUCACAAUGAUGCACCUCUUGAAGACGCUUUCCCCGAGUUGCGCCCAAUUCCAAAGGCAGUUGUGCGGCAGGUUCAUCAGAUAUUGAGAUUGUAUCCAAAUGGGGUCUCUUUAUUAUGUCUUAAAACAGAAUUGGAAAGAACUGGUAUCUCCUUGGAUAAAGAUUACUAUGGAUAUAAAAGAUUUUCCUAUUUUAUUUCAUCAAUUGUGCGUGUACAUCUUCAGCUUGUACCUGGUAGAGGACUUAUUGUACAUCGCAUCCCUGAAGAAUCUCCUGAACCCACUAAAAGCAGUUUUGUACCAUCAACAAAAUUAGUUGAAAAUGAGGAGUGGAAUCAUGUGCCUACUUCAACAGAGUUAGAUGCUACUUCUGAAAAGUCAAAUAAUGAUGACAAAUAUGCUAUGCCAACAAAAAAGGAACCUGAUGCAGCUUGUCACAUUGGUGGAAGCAUGGAAACUCACAACAAUAGUUUUAGUAAACAUCUAACUUUCUUGGGUUGGAUCAAAAGUUGGUGGCCAUUGAGGAAAAAGUUUGUAAACAUGCAUACUUCGACUGCUCGUGUGAAUGAGAUGGUUAGUAAUGCUACAGAGCCCGAGUUAUUGGGUUGGAAACAGACAGUUAGUCAUGAUGAUAGUCAUGAUAAAGAGACUGAGAUGUCAAAUUUGAAACAGAGGGUUAGUCAUUCAGAAGGGCUGCAUUCGUUAAAACAGAGACAAAUGGCUAGUCAAUUUAAGGAGCCUGAGUUAUCAGAACUGAGACAGACAGUGGAUCAUUCUGGAGAGCAGGAUUUAUUUCAUUGCAGCUCCUUUUGGAAGGAAAUGGAAUCUUUUGUUUUCACCUCCAGAGGAGCAAUUAUUGUCUUCCACUCAAGAAGCAGGAAGGACAUGGCGCUAAGUUUUAAAAAGUAUGGACCCCAUGUUCUCCACUCUCUCAGUGAAAGUGAUCUCCUUCUAUUGGUGGAUUUGUUAAUAUCUGAGAAAAAAUGGUUAGAGGAAAGGCCUUCUCAGACUUUUCCUUUCCGUGCCAUUCCAAGCAGAACAACACAAAGUAAAUUGCAAAAAUCAUCAGAAUGUCAAUUUGAUAAAAACCAGAGUAUUCCUCAUGACGUGGUUUCUUCACCUGCCACUCAAAAAGGGCAUGCUGAGAAGUCUACAACUGACAUGUUAGCAGAUGUUCAGAAACUUGUGAGUGAGAUCUUGAGAGAUCAAUCAAAUGGGUGCAAUAUGGGCCUGAUACCAGAUCGUUUUCUGGAGAAGUAUGGCUAUCAUUUAGAUUUUGGGAAACUUGGUUAUUCUAAGUUAUCCCACCUCAUACGUAGCCUGCCUGGAGUGGAAACAGAGGAUGCUUAUUUCUUUCCUGCAAAUCAUGGCAUACGUGCUUCUGGUAAGGAAACUUCAAUUCUCAAAACCCAAGAGACAAAACCGAGUGAUGUAGUGUACCACUACUCAGGGAAUGAGUUCUGUGAUUCAAACUCUGAAGAUGAUCAGCAAGACUCCACAUGGGAGGAAUUAGGACCUGCUACUGUCAGGGAUUCCAACAAGAGUGACCUCGUAUCAAAACCAAGGCAGAAAGCAAUAGAGCUGAAGAGCGCAAUAGAUCUUGAUUAUGAGCCUGAUCUCUCUGAUGAUGAUUCUUUCGUAUCUGGAGGAGAUAACUCCUGUUUAACUCAAUCAGAGUAUGAUCACUUCUCUGCUGCAAAUAAUGGCAUAUGUGCUUCUGGUGAGGAAACUUCAAUUCUCAAAACUCAAGAGACAAAACUAGGUGAUGUAGUGCACCACUAUCCAGAGAAUGAGUUAUAUGAUUCAUUCUCUGAAGAUGACCGGAAAGACUCCCCAUGGGAGGAAUUAGGACCUGUUUGUGUCAUCAAUUCCAACGACAGUGACCUAGAAUCAAAACCAAGGCAGAAAGCAAUAGAGCUGAAGACGGCAAUAGAUCCUGAUUAUGAACAUGAUCUCUCUGAUGAUGAUUCUUCCGAAUCCGGUGGAGAUAAUUCCUGUUUAACUCAGUCAACCGGGGAAGGGGCGCCAAAACUUAACGGGAAAGAUGGUUCUUUGCAAAAUCUGGACUUAAUGUAUGGCAGUCAAGAAGGAGGCGAUAGUGUGAAUCCGAAUGAAGCCAAUACAGUAGGCAAUGGUCUGACUGAUGGUUUAAAUCCAUCAAGAAUUUCCACUCCGGCUGCCAGUUCAGGAAUUCAUUCAGGGGGCAAUAAGGAGGGGGACGAGCCUAAGAAAAACGGUUCAUUUGAUGCUGAACCAGUCUCACACAAGGAUAAGGAGCUGAUGCAAGAGAUAUUACGAUGCUUGAAAAGGGCAAAUGACUUGAAGAUGCCAAAUUGAGGAAUUCCAGGAGUUCACAGUAUCUGAAGUGGGGUUGGAUCCUAUUACUUUGGAAUCGAAAUUAUGGGAUUCUUGUGACUUAGGAUAUUAAUAUAGCCAGAUGGACUCCUAGUACUUGAGAAUAGAAAUUAUGGGACUCUUGAGAAUAGAAAUUUUGUAUCUUUAAGUCUCUUGAGAAUAAAAAUUUGGCAUCUUCAAGUCUGAUGCCUUGUUGCCAAGGAAGGCAAUUCUCGGAGUUCAGACAUUUAGAAGCUGGGUCCUUUUACUUCAGAAUGGAAAUUAUGGGAUUUUUGUGAUUUAGGAUUACUUCCAUACUCAGAUGGGAUCCUAGUACCUGGAAGCAGAAACCAUGUACUUAGGGUUACUAACAGAAACUCAGAUGGCAGCAUGCUUCUUUCCAUCACGCACGUUGGACAAUUUCACUGGCCAUGGUACUAACCGUUAGGUUGAGGUUGGUUCAUGUCUGUGAAAUGGUUGCUCUUAUGAGAUUAUGAUUCUUUUGAAGAUAUUUUUUUAAGUCUAGGCCACAAAAUUACAUGGGUGUGCAUACCCGUUUAGAGUUUAUUGACGUCCUACCACUUUGAUGUCAUUACUAUAGUACUCCCUCCUGUUAGUGGAGCAUGACUUUUGGGAGUUGA
Messenger RNA from Neltuma alba, 3699 nucleotides. RefSeq lists its product as uncharacterized. NCBI's taxonomy places the organism in Eukaryota, Viridiplantae, Streptophyta, Magnoliopsida, Fabales, Fabaceae. Gene Ontology annotation, cellular component: peroxisome. Gene Ontology annotation, biological process: regulation of gene expression. Gene Ontology annotation, molecular function: RNA nuclease activity. The coding region runs from base 74 to 3061 and encodes 995 amino acids. The transcript has 3 exons. The record is from RefSeq and is a predicted model, not a curated record.